AUGGUGGUUGCUGAAUUGCCGUCAACGGAUGGGCCGAACAUGAGUUUUAUAGCUCAAUCAUCAUCGACCUCGAUGCCAAGUCGCGUUGGAGAACCAAGUCUGGAAUGCCAUUGCGAACUGGCAACGGAGAUAAAAAUAACUCAGACCAAACUUCGCGGACUUUCGAAGCGACAAAGCAUAAUCAACAAACUUUAUGACAAUGAGGAUAUGAGAGAAUGCAUGAAGGAGGUUCCUGGAGUCGAACGAAUCCGCCAGAUCUGGUCGACAGAUCAUUUAAACCUGGAGACUACCUUACAGAGCCAGCUUCGAAUUUUGAAGGAGAGCGCUAGCGCUAGCAGAUACUUGGGUGGAGGGCAAGUUGUCAUCAGCCAGCUGUGCGCCGAUAGACAAAAGGCCGAAUGUGCACGAGCUUUCGAAUGCAUGGAAGUGAUUCCGCACAAGAUGCUAGGUCCUGAAAAUAUGGAAGCAAAGUCAAGCGGUAAUGGGCAGGAUAUAGAUGACAAGGGUGGGUACAGUUGCAACCAGGCUGACGAUGAUGCCGACGAGGAGCAGAGUAAGGAGGCUGAGCGAUUGGAUCAAAGAGUGGAAGACUUUGAGGACGAGGAGGACAACCAAUUCAUGGAGGCUGAGCGAUCAGAGGGGAGAGAUAAUCGCGGAGUCGAAGAUGAGGACGAGCAGAAUAUUCUGAUAUUAGGAGAGGUGCAGAGAGGCGCCAAGGACGAGAGAUCUGAUGGGGAGCGAGCUUUCGAAUGCAUAAAAGCUACAUUUCGCAACGAGCCCGUACUAAAGAAAACGCAAUCAGCUGCUGGAUAUAGUGAUGACAGGAUGGGGGAGCAGAGUACUGAGUAUGGAGACGAGGAUCCCCGGACCAAGAGCGCUGACUGGAACAGAGUAAGAGAGGAUCACAAUGAAGAUAAGGGCGAGCAUGAUAGUGAGGCUGAGGGAAGAAGAAGAGACGGCUGUGUGGAAGAUUGGGGGAGGGAACAGGAUAUUAGGUCUUUGGGGCGAGAAGAGAGGGAAGAUCCAGGCGUGGAAGGGGAAGAUAGGGCAGAAGAUAUCGAGAUAGUGCACGAUACGGCAUCCGGACCGGAUAAUACGUACACAGAGGAGCACGAAGAGGAGGAAGACGAGGACUAUGAGGACUAUGGCAGGAUUCGUCACUUGUUCAAGGGGCCAACAGAGUCACAGGCUAGAAAGACAAUUUGUACAAACACUAGGAGCAAAGUCAGGAUACCAGCAAGGAAAUGCAGAUACAUCUUUUACACACCUCGACAGGAUAUUCAACUUCCAAACCCAGUGACUAUUAUUAGCGCGCCUGGGGACGAAGACUCGGACUUCGAGAACUGCAAGAUGAGAAGAGCGAUUUUCAACCCUGCAUGGAAGAAUGACGAUCGCAAAUUCACACGAUUUAUGUCAGCUUACCAUGGAGUCGAAGAUCUUGGGGUAGUGACCAAAGCACUUACCUAUUCUGGCCUUCUCAAAUGGAUCGAAAAUCGUAAACGGGACCAUGGAGGUAAAUGUGGCUUGCAGGAGGCGGCCAAAAUACUCCAUGUUGAUUACUGGAGUAUAUACAUCGCGCUCCAUACCUGGAUUUAUCCUUUCAUGAACAUGGGACCACAGGAAUUGUCCGGUUUUGGAUGUACGAUACCUCUUUGCCCGCAUUCACGACCGGAACACUGGUUUCAAGACAGAAAUUGUUUAGUCAUCCAUAUGUCAACAUUCCACGUAUGCAAUCGGCGUCAAAACACAGUAGGCCGAGACAAGCUUGGCCGAUCCCCGUUACUAGAAGAAGCAGUCCAGAAGAGUCUCGAGGCUGGAGAAUCCCGGAUAUCCAUCAUAGCAAGAUCGAAUCUCUACAAGGCUCGUGUAAAAGACAUUUUGGAAUUUGGACCACAGCAGCGAUUCCCCAAUAUGAUGUCGUGUGGAUGUUGUCAAUACAUACACGCAGAAGCAUGUUUCUCUCCGCUACAUUCUAAACGACGAAGAAUUGGGACCGCCGAGGACGACGCAUAUCUCCAGGGCGAGUCUGUGGAGACGAUGGCUCGUGACGAAAACAGCCACAUCCGCAUGGACUCCCAUUUGUCUCAGACAGCACCAGAAAGACUCGAGGAUAGAGGUACCAGCGCUGCGCUGAACACCACCAUCGAUACUGAUUUUUCAUACUGUCUCAAGCUUAGCGCUCGUCCGGUCCAUAUCGCAGUUAAUAAAGCGUAG
Molecule: messenger RNA, 2214 nt
Organism: Cadophora gregata
Lineage: Eukaryota; Fungi; Ascomycota; Leotiomycetes; Helotiales; Ploettnerulaceae
Exons: 3
Coding region: 1-2214 (737 amino acids)
Source: RefSeq, a predicted model, not a curated record